Messenger RNA from Labrus mixtus (cuckoo wrasse), 2663 nucleotides. RefSeq names its product XK related 5b (gene xkr5b). The record is from RefSeq and is a predicted model, not a curated record. Gene Ontology annotation, biological process: apoptotic process involved in development; engulfment of apoptotic cell; phosphatidylserine exposure on apoptotic cell surface. The transcript is spliced from 13 exons. The coding region runs from base 144 to 2438 and encodes 764 amino acids. Gene Ontology annotation, cellular component: plasma membrane. NCBI's taxonomy places the organism in Eukaryota, Metazoa, Chordata, Actinopteri, Labriformes, Labridae.
GUCAGGAGGGGGGACACGGAGGAGAGAGAGAGCAGUCUGCCGCAGCUGGACCAACUCCCGAGCACACGGGACCAGGACAAACCCGGCCUACAGACUAACAUAGUGUUAUCACAAUCAGUCUUCAGUAAAGGUCUUCACCCACCAUGAGAGACUACUCAGCCGCCCCGGGAAACGGCGGCGCCUGCAUGCCAUGCUGCCAAGUGUGCGUCUUCGUCUUUACCGCAUUUCUCGUGGUGGCGGAGAGGACGGCAGUGAUCUACUGCUUUGUGUACUAUCUGUGGACGGGUCACAACUACUGCUAUGCCCAUCUUGCAGGCUUCACUGCGCUGUUCCUGCUGCCAGGUUGGGGUCCUCAGUGGCUCAGUUACUUGUGGUACCUGUCAGAUGGACGCAUCCGCAGGAAGUCUCUCACCUGGACACACAUACUACACCUUGGUAUCUUCAAAAGGUUGUGGGAGUGUAUAUGUCUGCCAGAUGAAGAUGUGUAUGGGGAGAUCAUGCAGCAGGCCGAUGUGUCCGCCUUGCGUCUGUUUGAAGCCUUGGUGGUCACCCUGCCUCAGACUCUUCUGCAAACCUAUGUGCUCAUCUGUACUGACAUAGGGAUCAAGUCUCCAGCUUCAGUGUGUUUUGUGGUAUGUUUAUUAUCUCUGGCCUGGGCCUUGGUCCUCUAUGCCAGAGCCUGCUCACUCAUCAGACCAGGGCAUCUACAAAUGACCCCCGCUGCCAUCCUCUGUCGACUGCUGUGGAGGGUUGGUAUGUUGGGAUCUCGAUUUGCCAUUCUCAUGCUCUUCACACGAAUCUUCAAACAAUGGAUCCUGGGAGUCAUUGGUGUGCACUGGCUGGGAGCAACUUUCUGGAUGGUAUCCCAGCAGACUGACAUCAUACGCUCAACAAGUCGAUGGAGACUCUUCAACCUGGUCCUGGGAGCCGUUCACAUCUUCCUUUUCCUGAAUGUGAAGUACGGUCAAUCCAGAUACCGCAUGGCAGGAUUCUACCUGGCCAUGUUCUUAGAAAACGCUUUUCUUCUCCUGGCGUCCUCGUGGUUGUUCACCAUGGUGUCCUGGGAUACAGUGGGGAUCCCAGCUGCUGUCUUCUGUAGCUUCCUCAUUGGUUUGAUAGCGUUGGUGCUGUACUAUCGUUUCCUCCACCCUAAGUCUUUCGAGAUUUUUCAAAGUAUUCGCCAUAGGGGAAUAGGUGGAGCCUGCAUGGAGCGAGGAUCUACACUCUCAUUGGAGGAGAAAGUCACACCCUCUUUCCAUCGCCAUGCAACACUGUCUGGGGGCGGGACCUUAAUGGAUCUCCCUAUCCAAUGGGAGGGCUGGAAACAUCACCACUGGCUGCUGAUUCGCUUGGCCCUGAAGACGGGAAACGUAGCUAGCAUCUGGUCUGCCUAUGGUGAAGGGGGUCUGGCGGGACUGAUGGGUCUUUCGGAAGAAGUCCACUCCCCUGAUGAAAUUCAUUUCCCUCAGAUCCCACCAGUUCAACUGCCUGCUCCUCGGAUCUCACAACCAGCUCCACCAGCUCCACCACAGGUGACCCAGGUUCCACAGGUACAGGAGGUGGUCCAGCCUCCACAGCCAGCUCCCAGCACUGUCGUAGCCCGACCAGUGAGAAGAGCUCCGCCCACGACAAUCCAGGACAUGAGGAGGUUUCCAGAGAUCAUCCCGUUCCAGGAGGUCAUUCCUGAAGAGAGCGCCGAAGACGAGUGCAGCGCUCCACUGUCAGCCUCACUGUCAGCUUCACUGUCAGCUCCACUGUCAGAGGAAAAAGGUGAUGAGGAGUAUCAGAGUGCUGCUUAUGGCUCACCAACGCCUUCAUCACCAUGCCUAGGGAGCCUCCGUCAUAUCGACAGCCAGGCUGCGACGCUGACCGAAGCCUCGUCGUCCGUGUGCUCUCUGGACAUCAAGACCCCCGCCUGGUCACCAGAGCGGCGAUCCCCUCUCCUGAUUGGUUCCCCUGAGAAGAAACUAUCGAUCCCUGGAGAGUCCAGCACCACUUUGUACUUCAGCGCGGAAGCACAAUCUCCCUCCAGUGGGAGCUAUCUUGGCUGGGGCUCUGAGUUGUCACCCAUCUCCACCUACAGAAGUCCCUACCGCAUCAGGGAGGCUCGUUUUGUCACCUCCACCCCGCGUCUGGAGCCCCGAUCUGAAAGUCCAAGCCUGGGCCCUGUGGUCAUCAUUCCUGCCACACCUGGUACAACACCAGGCCCCACUCCAGGAGGAUCCCCUAGUGCGUCCACACCUGUGGCUUCUACGCCUGCAGCUUCUGCAUCUGCUGCUUCUACACCCGCAGCUUCGACUCCCGGGGCUUUGACUCCUGGUGGUACCACUCCAGGAGCAACGACCCCCAGCACUCCCAUAGUUCCACUCACUCCGGUCAUCUCACACGCUCGCAAACAGAUGGUGCAGUUUGUGGGCACCAGAGAGAGGAUGGUGUGAGGAGGUCGGGGUAGGUGAAAGGAACAACAGGGUGGGGAAUUGUGUCUUUUUAAGUUGUUCAGCUAAGGAUAUAGCUCAAGUCCAAUAUUUACUUAUUUAAAGAAGGCUUGGUGUGGAACUAGGCGGCUUUUCUGCUAAGCUUAAGUCAGACUUAGAGGAUAUAUAGUGUAUAUCAUUAUUUAUGUUUUCUCCUGACACAGAUAUAGUGGUUCAUUUAGCAAAACA